Molecule: messenger RNA, 1098 nt
Organism: Durusdinium trenchii
Lineage: Eukaryota; Dinophyceae; Suessiales; Symbiodiniaceae
Source: the annotation of a GenBank genome assembly
GCCGUGACCACAAAUAAUUUGACAUCUCGAAGCGCCAUGAGUGCGCGGCGCCCUAAGUUUCGACUGACUGAGUCUUUUCUCACUGUGCCUGUACCUUUGCUUGAAGACAACGUUGAGGAAUCAUGGGUCUUUGACACGGUGUCGAAGAAACAUCUCUUUAGUCGCAUGUGGACGAUUAUGAAUGGCAGUGUGGUGACAUUUGGUUCUGGCCCCAGCACUGGUACCAAGAGGAGUGGCAAGGAGAACCAGCAGCCCAAGAAGCGAGCCAAGGCGAAGGCCAAGGCAGGUGCAGGUGGCGGCUCUGCAAAUGCUGGUUCAGUGCUGGCCAGCAUCCAGAUGCCAGAGGAGAAAGACCUCACCGCCACGACCAUCAAAUGUGAAGUUGGAGUGCGAAGCAAACUUUGGAUCGAUGAUUUGCUGCAGUGUAUCCGACACAGCGUGGACAGUUUGAAGAAGCUGCUGAGGGGCGAUGCUGACUCAUUUGAUUUCGAUUCCCUCCGGUCUCGGAUGCUUCGCCUGGGCCUCUUGUUUUGCUUCACUGGCACAGUGAAAGUUUCAACAGCCCGAGGCUGCAAGGCGCACAAGAAGUGGUCGGGACUACGGGCAGCGUUGAAAGAGUACGCUUUGUGGCAAGUGGUCCAGGACAUGAGAGGUUCUCUGGAAGCAGCCAUGCACGCGGACGCAGCAGGUGGCGCUUGCGCUGGUCUUCAAAACCUGGAAGCAGCUGUCAGCAUGCAUCAGGAGACCAACACGGCCAACAAGCUCAAUGUCAACGAUAAGUUGAAACAAUGGGCGCCUGCAGUUGAGCAGUGGCUUUCUGGUGAAGCACAGAGCCCUCUUCGUUCAGACAAUCCGCUGAAAGUCUCUCUCCAUGCCUCCUUUGGAAAGAUCAAGGCCAGUGUGCUCUACUCCAGUUGCACUUGUCGACGUGGUGCCAGUGGCAACUCGGGUGUUGAAAAGGAUGGUGAGACGAGCACAUGUUCAAUCCAUGCGGACAAGGUGGUCUUGACCGAUGUGAUGUUUGAGGUUGCGAAGCAAGUGCAUGAGGUGUUCAACGACCAGUUCAUUGCAUUUGCCAACCUUUUGGCUGAAGAGACU